GUGCGGAACGACGAUAUGAGGGGAGCUUGAGCUUGGACGUUAGCAUGACGUUUGCCCGGCUUGAUUAUUUAGCAACCGAGACGAGAACCUCAAGAAGACACGCAUUUUUAUCUCUUCAAAGAUCCUUGACCCUGUCCACUCAACUGCCACUGCCAAUUGCUAGCAGUCAUCAAUUGUAGCCAUGUCUGCCUCGCUCCUUCGCACGUCUGUCGUGCGCUAUGCCCUCCGAGCCUCUGCUCCGAAGCCAUCCACUAGGGCUGGGUUGGCGGGAACAGCCUUUGUGCGCGGGAAGGCUACGCUGCCUGAUCUCCCAUAUGACUACGGCGCGCUCGAACCAGCCAUCUCUGGCAAGAUCAUGGAGCUCCACCACGACAAACACCACCAGACAUACGUAACCUCACUCAACAAUUUCUCCGAGCAAAUGGCAGAAGCCAAGCAAAAGGAAGAUAUCACUGCACAAAUCGCGUUGCAGCCAAUGAUCAACUUCCAUGGAGGCGGCCACAUCAACCACUCUCUCUUCUGGGAGAAUCUUGCCCCCACCUCGGAGGGAGGCGGUGAGCCGCCAACGGGACAACUGGCCAAGGCCAUCAACGAGAGUUAUGGAAGUUUAGAUGCCAUGAAGGAGAAAUUCAAUGCGGCAUUGGCGGGCAUUCAAGGGAGCGGGUGGGCGUGGUUGGUGCAGGAUACGCAGACUGGAAGCAUCUCAAUCAAGACCUACGCCAAUCAAGAUCCUGUUGUCGGCCAAUUCCGCCCGCUUCUUGGCAUCGAUGCUUGGGAGCAUGCGUACUACCUCCAAUAUCAGAACCGCAAAGCCGAGUAUUUCAAGGCUAUCUGGGAGGUCGUGAACUGGAAGGCUGCUGAAAAGCGCCUGAAGUAGACCUAAGCAGAUCCCAAUUUCAUUUGUUUUGAGGAAGUGGGGGUGGAGAUGGCCUUCCUUCUAAUGUUCCUAAGAUAGCUGGAAGAGUGAAGUUUGGCGCUGGAGUAGUCCUUUUUCUACCAUCUAGGAAAUAUUGAACGACAUUAGCUGCGACGUUACAAUCAAGAGUGUUCAUAACAACUAUGUAAUAGAUUUGCUUCG
This is a messenger RNA of Lindgomyces ingoldianus, 1078 nucleotides long. Its product is annotated as manganese and iron superoxide dismutase. The record is from RefSeq and is a predicted model, not a curated record. Bases 182 to 877 code for a protein of 231 amino acids. Gene Ontology annotation, biological process: superoxide metabolic process. Gene Ontology annotation, cellular component: mitochondrion. Lineage: Eukaryota; Fungi; Ascomycota; Dothideomycetes; Pleosporales; Lindgomycetaceae. Gene Ontology annotation, molecular function: metal ion binding; superoxide dismutase activity. The transcript is spliced from 5 exons.